UAAUUCCUUAACUAUGCCUAUGUCUAUGUAUUUGUGUAUUUGUAUAUGUUUCCUAUGAUUUCAGGUGUGCAACUGAAACUUGCGAGUCCUACAAAAACAUGGCAAAAUCCAAUUCUGCUGUUACAGUAUCCAACAACAACAUGCUUGAUUCUGCUACUCCUCAUGCCACAGUUUCUGGCUUCGUACUUGAGGAUGUUCCUCAUCUAUCUGAUUACAUCCCUGACCUCCCUACAUAUCCUGACCCGUUACAAGACAACCCUUCCUAUUCUGUUGUUAAGCAGUAUUUCGUACAUGUGGAUGAUACAGUGGCGCAACAGAUAGUUGUACAUAAGAAUAGUCCCAGAGGGAUCCAUUUCAGGCGUGCAGGGCCUGCUCAGAAGGUAUAUUUUGAUUCAGAGGAAGUGCAUGCUUGUAUUGUCACAUGUGGUGGUCUUUGUCCUGGUCUAAACACAGUGAUUAGAGAAAUAGUGUGUGGCUUAUACCAUAUGUAUGGAGUGCACAAAGUUUUGGGAAUACAGGGAGGAUAUAGAGGUUUUUAUUCUCGAAAUACAGUUCCUUUAACACCGAAGGUUGUCAAUGAUAUCCACAAACGUGGUGGAACCAUCCUUGGGACAUCAUAUGGAGGCCAUGAUACCUCAAGGAUUGUGGAUAGCAUUCAGGAUCGGGGCAUUAAUCAGGUUUAUAUUCUUGGAGGAUAUGAAACUCAAAAGGAGGCAGCUAUGAUUUUUGAGGAAAUUAGAAGACGUGGCAUGAAAGUUGCAGUGGUUGGAAUUCCAAAAACUAUUGAUAAUGAUAUCCCGGUUAUUGACAAGUCAAUUGGUUUCGACACUGCUGUUGAAGAGGCACAACGAGCCAUCAAUUCUGCUCAUGUGGAAGCAGAAAGCAAUGAGAAUGGUAUUGGUCUUGUUAAGUUAAUGGGGCGUUACAGUGGAUGUAUAGCCAUGUAUGCAACUCUUGCCAGCCGAGAUGUUGACUGUUGCUUGAUUCCAGAAUCACACUUUUACCUUGAGGGUCCAGGUGGACUCUUGGAGUUCAUUGAGAAAAGACUCAAAGAACAGGGGCACAUGGUUAUAGUAAUAGCUGAAGGAGCAGGUCUGGAACUUAUUUCUAACAACCUAUCUGUUAUGACUAAGCAGGAUGUUUCUGCCGACAAGUUGCUUCAUGAUGUUGGUCUGUGGCUAUCCCAGAAAAUUAAGGAUCACUUUGCAAAACUUCAAAAGAUGACUAUAAAUCUGAAGUACAUUGAUCCUACUUACAUGAUCCGUGCUAUUCCAAGUAAUGCAUCUGAUAAUGUGUUUUGCACCCUUCUCGCCCAAAGUGCUGUUCAUGGAGCAAUGGCUGGAUACACAGGCUUCACAGUGGGCCCAGUUAAUGGCAGAAAUUGUUACAUUCCAUUUCAUGUAAGUUCUGGUGACUCUUGCCAAAUCAAGAAGAGGGUCGUGAUAACUGAUCGGAUGUGGGCAAGGUUACUAGCUUCAACCCAUCAGCCUAGCUUUUGAAUCCUCAAAAUAUCACAGGAGAAGAAACAGAAGAAAGAACGGAACAUAUAUCAGACGGGUCGAAUCAUCCAGAAACAUCUAUCUAUGGCUAAACCUAGCGUAAUCAAGGCACAAGUGUAACAUCAAGUUUUAAUGCUUAAAACUUAGGUCUUUGAUAUCCAAAAG
Molecule: messenger RNA, 1664 nt
Organism: Gastrolobium bilobum
Lineage: Eukaryota; Viridiplantae; Streptophyta; Magnoliopsida; Fabales; Fabaceae
Product: ATP-dependent 6-phosphofructokinase 3-like
Exons: 12
Coding region: 99-1499 (466 amino acids)
Biological process (GO): fructose 6-phosphate metabolic process; glycolytic process
Cellular component (GO): cytoplasm
Molecular function (GO): ATP binding; 6-phosphofructokinase activity
Source: RefSeq, a predicted model, not a curated record